AUGGAUAGCGAUUUGAACAUGCAGUGGUUGUCGAGGACAUUGCUACCUGCCAUGUCAGGCAAAACCAGUGAGAAAGUAAUUUUUGCUGACAAUGUUAGUUUUCAGCAGAGGAAACAAUUCCAUGAGGCUUGCAGAAAAGAGGUUAAUGCGUCUGUUUACCUCCUGCCUGAAAAUCACACUGAUAAGGUGCAAUCCAUAGAUGCGAGGGUUGGAAAACUUUUCAAAACCAAAGUGGGAGAGGCAAUGGAGAAGUGCCUUGAACAGGAUGAAAACCUUGAUUUGUGGCAUGACAAAAUUGGUGCUAAGGACAGACGCAUUCUAAUGACAAAGUGGGCUGGAGAAGCCUGGAAGGAGCUGUCAAAGGACAUGGAUCUGUUCACAAAAUUGUUCCAAAAAACUGGCUGUUUGAUAACAGCUGAUGGUUCAGAUGAUGACAAAAUCCGACCCCAAGGGCUAGAUCCUUACCUUAUUUAG
Molecule: messenger RNA, 474 nt
Organism: Porites evermanni
Lineage: Eukaryota; Metazoa; Cnidaria; Anthozoa; Scleractinia; Poritidae
Source: the annotation of a GenBank genome assembly